ACUGCUCUGCUGCUGCCGCUGCUGCUGCUUCUCUCACUGUGUAUAUGUAUAUGCAUGCGUCUGUGUGGGUGUGUGUGAAGAUAUAUAUAUAUAUAUAUAUAUAUGUAUAUAUAUAUGUGUGUGCGUGUGUGCGUGUGUGCGUGCGUGUAAGCCUGAUGAAAUGCCAGGAUUGGGCUACCUCCAGGGAGAGCCUCUCCAUCCUAUAAUGUGAGGCGGCCAGCAACACUGUGGGGAUCAGGGAGAAGCUGCAUCCAUCAAGCUACGGGCCUCCGGAGGACCAGGCGUGAUCCAACGGGAGGGCAGAUUUAACAAAAAAAUAAAUAAAUAAUACUUCUCUGCUGAGGAGAGAAGCCAUUGUCGUCAUCCAUCCAUUUUUUUUUCUCACUCCGUGAGCCCCCUCCUUCCUCUUCCACCUCCACUCUUCUUUAUUUCCCCAUUCUUCAUUCAUUCCUCAUUCUUCUAGAGGCUCUCGUUGGAAUAUCAAACCUCCAUGUAUGACAAUUUGUACCUGCAUGGAUUUGAAGACUCGGAAGCGGGCUCAGCUGAUUCAUAUACUAGUAGACCAUCAGACUCAGAUGUCUCUCUGGAGGAGGAGCGGGAGGUCCAGGCUCAGGUCCAGAGCCAGAGCCAGAGCCCCAGCCAGAGCCAAGGACCGGGACAGACCCGCCAGGAGAGGGAGCAGCAGGCCGCCACUCAACUGGAAAGAGCUAAGGCCAAACCAGUGGCAUUUGCUGUAAGGACCAACGUCAGCUACUGUGGUGCACUGGAUGAGGAUGUUCCAGUUCCAGCCACUGCCAUCUCCUUCGAUGCCAAGGAUUUCCUCCAUAUAAAAGAGAAGUUCAACAAUGACUGGUGGAUAGGUCGGCUAGUGAAGGAGGGCUGCGAGAUCGGCUUCAUCCCCAGUCCUCUGAAGCUUGAGAACAUCCGACUCCAGCAGGAGCAAAAGAGAGGACGAGUUCAAGGUAAGUCUGGAGGGAACUCUUCUUCCAGUGUAGAGGAUGAGGUCUCUGCCUCUAUCCGACCACUCAUUUCAUCAGCAGGAAAGCAGAAACAGAAAGUGAUGGAGCACAUCCCCCCAUAUGACGUGGUUCCCUCUAUGAGGCCUGUGGUGCUGGUGGGACCCUCACUCAAGGGUUAUGAGGUAACAGACAUGAUGCAAAAAGCACUGUUUGACUUCCUCAAGCACAGAUUUGAUGGCAGGAUAUCAAUAACACGUGUCACAGCAGAUAUAUCACUAGCCAAGAGGUCAGUUCUCAACAACCCCAGUAAAAGAGCCAUCAUUGAGAGGUCCAACACUCGCUCCAGCUUGGCGGAGGUGCAGAGUGAGAUUGAGAGGAUAUUCGAGUUGGCCCGCUCCCUGCAGCUGGUGGUGCUGGACGCUGACACCAUCAACCACCCGGCUCAGCUCCUCAAGACCUCACUGGCCCCUAUCAUUGUUCAUGUGAAGGUCUCCUCACCAAAGGUCCUGCAGAGACUUGUCAAGUCCAGAGGAAAAUCCCAGAGCAAACACCUGAACGUCCAGCUGGUGGCAGCAGACAAAUUAGCCCAGUGUCCUCCGGAAAUGUUCGACAUCAUCCUGGACGAGAACCAGCUGGAGGAUGCCUGCGAGCAUCUGGCUGAAUACCUGGAGGCCUAUUGGAAAGCAACCCAUACCUCAAUGGCGACACCACUAAACCCCCUGCUGGGACGCAACCUGGGCCCCACCACCCUCACCCCCUACCCCACCAGCAUCUCUGGACUGCAGAGCCAAAGAAUGCGACAGAGCAACCACACGGGGGAUCACUCCACCCCGAACGAACGACGCAACCUGAUGACGUCGGAUGAAAACUACCACAACGAGCGGGCACACAAGGGACGCAACCGCAUGUCGUCCGGAUCGCAGCACAGCCGAGAGCAGCAAGACCCUUACCAGGACUACCAGGACCCCUAUCAGGAUGCAUACAAACCACAUCGCAAUCGCACUUCCCCGGGCAGCUACAGCCAUGACUCCCGGCACCGGCUCUGAGCCCACCUCCCCCUCUCCCACUGAGGCCCAGACGGCCCACAUUCCACCCCAAACAAACACUGCGACGGAGACAAGAUGGUCCCUAAUUGUACCUUUGUGUUGAUUUGAUUUGUUUACCCGGCUUGAAUUAUCUUUCCAAGUCAAACAAAGUCAUAUUCUGAUGUCAGGUAAUUGUUUUUUUUUGUUUUGUUUUUUUUGGUUUUUUUUAAAAGAAGCUGCAGGUUGACCCCGUCAGUCAACAGCGUGGUCAGAGUGAUCAAGAGGUUCAGGAAGCCAAUGUUAACUUACGCUGUCAAACAAAUAACUUCAAUUGAUGUGAGUGGGACCUUUUGGAAUUUGAACUAACAUGAGGCUCAGCAGACGUGCAGCACAGACUGAGCUUGCUGACUGACCGUGUCAGCAGGCUAAUUCUGGACACUGGUCAGAUGGUGAGACGGUGCGUGGGCUUCUAAAUGCCUGGGACAUCACACUGGGGACCAGUCGGCAGGGGAGGUCCACUGCACACAAGACUGCUGAAAGCUGCUGACCCUCGUCCUGGGUCAUGUAUAAAUCCUCUCUCUCCAUUUAGCUUCUUGCAUGCUGAUAGAUGACCAACCUCCGCAUCCACUUCAUUUGAUAUUUUCUACCCAGCAUUGUGGAAUCUCACAUGAAAAGGAAGAGAUACAGAGGUCCGAUUUUCUGAAUCACCUGACCUGGUCUGUGGCAGAGAGUGCAGGCUGCUAGUUAAAAAAAAUCUAACAAAAAAAACUAAAUGGUGCUUCAAAUUCCCAAACUAUUUUGCUAUUUGAGCGUCACUUUGAGCACGGCCAGCUUUUCUGUAGCAUAGCUUUAGGAUUUCAUUUGGGUGAAGACCCUCACCGUCAUAAACGGAAGGUGAUUGUGAUGGUGCUGGGAUCAGAGCUUAGUUUACACUGUAAGGGAAGGCAAUAUGCUUCUGUUUGAAACAGUUAGCACUUAGAAAAGGAAAUAGUUGUGAUAGUAUAGUGAAAUAUAAUAGCAUUUGAGAUGCAUUUGAUGUUAUUGAGAUGUGGACUGGCAUUAAAACCAAGCUCGGGUUGUUCUGUCUGAUAUUUUUUUUGUCCCUGACAGUGUGAAGAUUAAGAUUAGGGAUUAUUAUUGUUUUUUUUUAUAUAUAUAUACAUUUAAGGUAAAACAUUAAUGUCGGUUACCAAGUGAAUAGGAAGUCAGUGUUCCUUCUGUUGGUUUUAGGGCACUUGAGCAUUAAAAAUGUGACAUGGCAGGAUCAGUUGCAUCAUGUUCAUUCUCUGUGUAGCUGGCAUGUUGUCCUGACUGCAGAGCAUGUUCCCUCCAAACGUACCAAAAAAAAAUAGAACCCUACUGUAAUCAACGUUAUAUUUGUAGAAGUAUAGGGCAACUUUCUCUGAGGAAAAAAAAGGAAAAAAAAAGAAAAAUGAGGCCCAAGAGCAAUGAUCUUUUUGGAACCCUGAGGUUUGUAACUCAGUCGUGGCGCACCAAAAACUUAGUGUUGGUUUUUGACAUUCAGUGGAUUGCAUGAGUUAUAUGAGGGGAAUCUGAAACAACUGUCAAACAGGGAUGUAGCUCCAGCUCCCACCAACACACUCAGCUCAGCAGAACUACUGCGGUUUGCUAAUAAGGCUUGUUAUCAUUAUCAUAACAUGUUAAAAAAAAAAAAGAAAAAAAAAAAGAGUCUUGUGAUUGUGAUUUAUCUUAUUUAGUGACAGGACAGAGGCCUUUGUCAGUGACAUUCCACUCACCGGGUGGACAAAUGAACAUGAAAGAAAUUACUGUUUGCUAUUGUCUCUACUCUAAGCUCUAAGUUUUACAGAAUCAAGUCAAUAUUGAUAUAUGGAGAAUCAUUGAAACUAAAUUAAACUGUCUACAAAAUAGACAAACUGAAAAAUCAUAUUUAAACCUACAUCAUCAAUCUUUAGACAUUUAUUCAUCAUUGUAAUUGAGCAAUUUAUUUUCUGUUGAAUCUAUUAUAACCUGUCACUGCCAGAAAAAUAUAUUUUUCAAAAAAAGUAAAAAAUUACUAAUAGCAAAUAUGUGAAGAACAGUUUAUUUGACAUAAUAGACACAUCCUAAAGCUUUUUAUUUUUUAUUUUAAUGAACCAUUACUCUUCUUCCCCUCUGUCAUAAAUGAAGUACAGUAUUGACAGCUGCAGCACCAUCAAAUAAUUCUCUCACCAGAUAAGUACAAGCGCAAUACAUCGUCCUUUUCCUUAAGUAUAAUGUCACAUCCAUUCAUUACAACGUUCAUAUUUUUAUUUAUUUUCAUGAUUGAAUUCCUUUUUUUUUAUUUCACGAUGUACAGCCAUUUUUAUAUUCCGGAAAAAGUUAUAUAAAAAGGUUGUCCUACAUUUAGGACUCUCACGUGACUCUCCCUUUGACAGCCUGACACAGUUUCUAGAAGGGACCAAAUUUUCAUGACCUAAUUAGAGUUAAGUUUUGUCCCUCUCUUCACUGACAAGCCUGAACUUAUAGUCAUAUCCUCAUUUUUUGAUGUGAACAUCAAAUUAGGCAACUGAAUGGAUCAAUUGGGUAACACUUUAUAUUAGGCUACACAUAUUCACCAGUAACUAGCUACUAAUUAGCAUGUAUGUUGAUGGGAAACUGACCCAUUUACAAAGAAGUCAUUACAAAGCACCUAUUAACACCUUAUAGUUCAUGACCAUAUUCUACCAUUAGAGCUCUUAAAUGAGCUCUUAAAUAUGAAUACUUAUUAUUGAACAAAAUACAAAUUACAUGUGUUAAUAUUGACCAAAUAACUGUACAUGUUCCCCAUUCUAAAGUGGGGUCUGUCGCAGUGAUUCCCAAACACUGAAUCAGAUGGAUUGUGGGCAAUAUUUGCUAACUUUACCACACUUUCAGUCAAAAUUUCCAAUUUCCACUUUACCAAUUCAAAUUCUGACAUUAGGUGUACAUAUGCAUAAAUUAGAUUUAUGAAGUUUGUGUUUUGUAGAUGGCAAACUAUUGUGACCCAAAUCACAAUAUCAAUACAAUGUACUGAGCCAUAUUAGGUGCCAUUAUCUGUACACAUAAUAUCAACAUUUGAAUUGGUAAAGUUUGCUUUAAAUCACCCGCCAAAUAUCACCCCAUCUGUCACCCUAUCUCAUUCUUCUGCAGUGUUUGGGAACCACUGCCAGAGACCCCACUUUAGAAUGGGGAAAAUAUUCUGAAUUAUAAAGUGUUAAUGUUAUGUUAUUUGGUCAAUAUUAACUAUUGUGAUCCAAAUUUCAAUAUAUAAAUCUAAUUUACGCAUCAUGUAUCGACUAAUUUACAGCCACUUCUACAACACCUAAUAUCAGAAUUUGAAAUAGAAAACAAAUCAUGUCCAAGAGUUGUUUAGUUAAUGAACUACAACUUCAUUUUUGCAUAUUAAAUAAUAUGUGCAGAAUGUUUUUGAAAAAGUUAUUUGGGGUCUGAAAAAAUAUUGCCAUGUGCCAUGGGUCUGUCCCCAUUAUAAAGUGUUGACAUGUGGAUAUUUCGUUAAUAUUAACACAUGUAAUUUGUGUUUUGUUCAAAUACAAUAGGUGGUACAUAUUUAUAAAAAAAGAAAAUCCUGGCUUCUCCCUCUCUCAGGGUCGCCACAGCAGAUGAUGGUUAUAUUAUUUUUAACCCUUCCAUUUAUCCGGGCUUGUGACUGAUAUAAGAAGUACAGUGGAUGUGUGUACCCCCCGUGGCUGGGGUCAAUUUUAGAGUGUCAAGUUAACAAUGGGGAUUGGGUGCCUUGCUCAGGGUACCCCAGCCCUUGACCUGCUGGCGACUUGAACUGGCAAACCUCUGGUUACAAGCCAAAUUCCACUUGGCCAUGGGCUGCUUGAGACAAUCAGAGGGGAUUUCCAGACCAAGUGUCCCAUUCCCCUCUCUCUGUGGAUGCUCUAAAAUGAUUUCAUGUUUGCCCUCAUGACCUGUGGAAGUAGAUCUGAAAUAAAACACACCACACUCUCAUUCAAAGACCACAAAAUAAAACAAAAGAACUCCACCCUUCUUCUAAAUGUUUCACCUUUAUCGCACCUUUGUCUCAAAACUUAAUCCAUUACAUUUUUUUCCCCACAAAUUAAUCCUCAAGCUGACCACAAAAUACAAAGAUAAAAUUAAAUGUCUUUGGUAAAAUGUGGGGGGAAAAAAAAGAAACAAAAUAAUCAUUGUUUAUUCCAGUAGAUAGGUAAUAGAUGAAUAUUUGCUGGCAAUUAUUUUUAUAUAAUGAAAAAAGAAAUGUACAUAUUUGUCUUUGAGAGAUGCUAUUUGCUGUAUACAUAUGUGCUGAGAUGAGUCGACGGCCCCAUACAGGACAUUUGGAACUACAGUGGCGUCCAGUAUACAGAGUUUUGGUGAUGUGCAAUCCAAAAACGGCAUGCUAUUUUAAAAAUGAGGAACUCCAUGUACUGUACUAUGCAACCGCAAACUGUGUACAUCGCUUCAUGCUGUGGCUUCUCCAACCAACCUUUUUCCACACAUCUCCAUCUGGACUUUUAAGGGAGUUUCUGUGUUAGUCUUUUAUUUUAUUUUCCUGUGGAAGAUGAAAACCUAAGCAGCUAAUGCGGUAUUGCAUGCAUAAUAUACCAUUCUAAUUUAUAAAAACAAAGAAGAAAAAAAUAAUGAAUUUGGAGGAGGAUGUGUUUAAGGCAAGGGAACAAGUGAGUUAAAACAUUUCUUUUUCAAAAUAAAAGCGUGGUUCUGAA
This is a messenger RNA of Solea solea (common sole), 6672 nucleotides long. RefSeq names its product voltage-dependent L-type calcium channel subunit beta-4-like. The coding region runs from base 491 to 2005 and encodes 504 amino acids. Gene Ontology annotation, molecular function: high voltage-gated calcium channel activity; protein binding. The transcript is spliced from 13 exons. Gene Ontology annotation, biological process: neuromuscular junction development; calcium ion transmembrane transport; chemical synaptic transmission. Gene Ontology annotation, cellular component: voltage-gated calcium channel complex. NCBI's taxonomy places the organism in Eukaryota, Metazoa, Chordata, Actinopteri, Pleuronectiformes, Soleidae. The record is from RefSeq and is a predicted model, not a curated record.